Messenger RNA from Mercurialis annua (annual mercury), 773 nucleotides. Its product is annotated as probable glutathione S-transferase. Bases 51 to 731 code for a protein of 226 amino acids. Gene Ontology annotation, molecular function: glutathione transferase activity. The transcript is spliced from 2 exons. Lineage: Eukaryota; Viridiplantae; Streptophyta; Magnoliopsida; Malpighiales; Euphorbiaceae. The record is from RefSeq and is a predicted model, not a curated record. Gene Ontology annotation, biological process: glutathione metabolic process. Gene Ontology annotation, cellular component: cytoplasm.
AGCACACACACCUAAUUGAAUUGAAAAAAAAGGUCCCUAAAUUUAUUCUGAUGGCCGGCCGAGACGAAAUGAAGCUAUUAGGAGCAUGUUUCAGUCCAUUUGCGCACAGAGUUGAAGUGACAUUGAAAUUGAAGGGCAUUUCAUAUGAAGUUAUUGAGCAAGAUUUACAGAAUAAAAGCCAUUCACUCCUUCAAUUUAACUCGGUUUACAAGAGAAUCCCUGUUCUUAUUCAUAAUGGAAAACCCAUAUCUGAAUCAGUGGUCAUCAUCGAGUAUCUUGAUGAUAUCUGCAAACAAAAUCCUUUGUUCUCUCCAGAUCCUUAUCAGAAGGCCAUGGCACGUUUCUGGGCUAAGUUUGCGGAAGAAAAGUUCACAGAGGUUGUAAGGAAGAUCAUAGUUACAGAAGGUGAAGAACAAGAAAAACAAGUGAAGCUAGCAAUUGAAGCAUUAGAAAUUCUUGAAGCAGAGCUCAAUGGAAAUAAAUAUUUUGGAGGUGAAAUUUUUGGAUUUGUUGACAUUGUGCUGUGCUGGAUCAGUAGAUGGGUAGGAGUGAUAGAGAAAACUGCUGACGUGGCAAUACUUGAUCUUGAAAAAUUUCCAAAUUUAGAGGCCUGGAUUCAGAAUGUUCUUCAUUUGCCUAUUGUUAAAGAGACGAUGCCUCCACAUGACAAGUUAAUUCAAUACUUUGCUAAAAUACGCCAAUUUGCUUUGGCAUCGGCUGCUGCAAAUUGAGUGUUUUAAUUAUGUAUAAGUUAUUUUUUUUUCAAAGAUAGA